Ipomoea nil (Japanese morning glory) is the source of this 3608-nucleotide messenger RNA. RefSeq names its product phosphatidylinositol 4-phosphate 5-kinase 9. Bases 411 to 3557 code for a protein of 1048 amino acids. Gene Ontology annotation, biological process: phosphatidylinositol metabolic process. NCBI's taxonomy places the organism in Eukaryota, Viridiplantae, Streptophyta, Magnoliopsida, Solanales, Convolvulaceae. The transcript has 15 exons. The record is from RefSeq and is a predicted model, not a curated record. Gene Ontology annotation, molecular function: phosphatidylinositol kinase activity; GTP binding; GTPase activity.
UUUUGAAUACUUUGACGUUGUUAACCAAACGGCUGAGCCCAGAAGAAGACGACGGACGGAGGCGCUGCUUUGCUCGCAUAACAGCCUUUCGCGCUUUGGGAUUUGCACAAUUGCACUUUCCCCUGAUUUCCAUUUCUGGGUUCAAUUUUAAAGAUAAAGAAUCCAAUCGCUAUUCCAAAAGCCAUAUACAAAGUUUCAGUUGUAACUCGUAAGUUGUUCCCUCGCCUCUUCUUCAACUCCACUUUUGACUCUCUCUCUCUCUCUCUCUCUCUCUCUCUUCAUUUAAGGCCAAAAAGGGGAAGUUAAGGAAGUCUCUUUGCUAUUUUACAAUGAAAGUGACCUUUUGCUUAUGAGAGCAUCUCAAUCACUUUCUAUACAUCACAACAAUUUGAGACUUUUUGGCAUUAUGCAUGUCUGGUCCUGUGGUCAUUGCUGAUCGUGUUGGAAGAGCGUUUUCGCUGUCAGAUAGGACGCAAUCUGUUGAUGCUCUAUUGCUUAAUGACAAUCACUUCAACAGCUUAACAAAUGGGGAAGUUUCUCUUUCGGAUGAUUCCAGUGGGUUUAGAGUUGGAGAGCUCUUGCUACGAAAUGGGGAAUGUUAUUCUGGGUCCCUGCUGGGCAAUAUACCCGAGGGCUCAGGCCAGUAUAUCUGGGCUGAUGGUUGUAGGUACGAGGGUGAGUGGAGACAUGGGAUGAGGCACGGUUAUGGGACACUUAGAUGGCCUUCUGGUGCUGUUUACGAGGGUGAAUUUUCAGGUGGGUAUAUGCAUGGUACAGGGACGUAUACUACUUCUAAUAAAAUGACCUACAAAGGCCGUUGGAAGCUGAACCUCAAACACGGUUUAGGAUCCCAAAUAUACCCCAAUGGUGAUGUAUUUGAAGGAUCUUGGAUCCAGGGUACUGCAGAAGGACCUGGUAAGUACGCUUGGGCUAAUGGGAAUGUGUAUUUUGGGAAUAUGAAAGGAGGGAGGAUGUCUGGGAAAGGAACUCUCACUUGGCUCAAUGGAGACACGUAUGAAGGAAGUUGGUUAAACGGUAUGAUGCAUGGUUUUGGUAUAUACACAUGGUGCGAUGGUGGCUGUUAUAUUGGAACUUGGACCCGUGGUCUAAAGGAUGGAAAAGGGGCAUUUUAUCCAAGAGGCAGCAGACUUCCUGCUGGGCAGGAAUUGUACCUUAAUGCACUGCGAAAAAGAGGGUUGCUACCGGAUUUAAGAAAACAUAAACAGGUUUCGCAUAUGCAUCAUGCCGUUUCAGUUGAUAUGGGGAAUGUUAAAGUGAUCGGAGACCAAGGGGCUCGCAAGGAUUCACCUGAUAAGCUCUCGAAAGGAAACCUUUUAAAUCUAGAGCAGUCUCGGACCACGAAUGUUGCUCUAGAAAGACGGUGGAGUCUUGAAGUAGCCAUUGAGAAAGUUAUUGGACGUGAUUUUGAGUCUGAAGUUACUGAUGAUGAUUUCAACACUCCAAUCUUGGAAAGAGAAUACAUGCAAGGUGUCCUAAUCAGUGAAGUCGUUCUAAGUGAUCGUUUCUCACCUCCAUCUAGGAGAGCAAAAAGGCGUCAAAGAAAACUUGCCAGGGAGAUGAAGAGACCAGGUGAGACAAUUAUCAAAGGUCACCGGAGUUAUGAUUUAAUGCUGAGUUUGCAGCUCGGGAUCAGAUAUACUGUGGGAAAAAUCACCCCCAUACAAAGGCGAGAAGUACGGGCUUCAGAUUUUGGUCCUCGUGCAAGUUUUUGGAUGUACUUUCCUAAAGUGGGGUCGCAGCUGACACCUCCACACCAGUCGGAGGAUUUCAAGUGGAAAGAUUAUUGUCCAAUGGUAUUCAGGAACCUGAGGGAGAUGUUUAAGAUAGAUGCUGCCGACUACAUGAUGUCCAUUUGUGGAAACGAUGCACUUAGAGAACUUUCUUCCCCUGGAAAAAGCGGUAGUGUUUUCUUUCUGUCCCAAGAUGAUCGCUUCAUGAUUAAGACAUUGCGAAAAUCAGAAGUUAAGGUUUUGCUCCGCAUGCUUCCAAACUAUCAUCUACAUGUGCGAACUUAUGAGAACACAUUGAUUACCAAAUUUUUCGGUCUUCACAGGAUAAAGCCUUCAAGUGGACAAAAGUUCCGCUUUGUAGUAAUGGGAAAUAUGUUCUGCACAGAACUGAGAAUCCAUCGACGAUUCGAUUUAAAAGGUUCUUCACUAGGGCGUUCAGCAGAUAAGGUUGAAAUUGAUGAAAAUACAAUACUUAAAGAUCUAGAUUUGAACUACUGUUUUUAUCUGGAGCCUACAUGGCAAGAGGCCCUGCUAAAGCAAAUUGAAAUCGAUAGCAAAUUUUUGGAAGCACAGCACAUUAUGGAUUACAGCCUCCUGUUAGGUGUUCACUACCGAGCUCCUCAAAACCUACGAUCUCUCGCAUCACACAGUAGACGAAUAACAGCAGAUGGAUUAGAAAUUGUUGCAGAAGAUGAAUCUUUGGAGGACGAAAUAUCUCCCCAAGGGCUUGUAUUGGUUCCACGCGAUGGAGAUGAUGGUAGCCUUGUUGUGGGGUCACAUAUCAGAGGCAGCCGAUUACGAGCAUCAUCUGCUUCAGGUGAUGAGGAAGUCGAUCUACUCCUCCCGGGAACAGCGAGACUGCAGAUCCAGCUAGGAGUAAAUAUGCCCGCAAGAGCAGAGUAUAUCCCCGGGAAAGACGAGAAACAGAUGUUUCACGAAGUGUACGAUGUUGUACUGUACCUGGGCAUCAUUGACAUCUUACAAGAAUACAACAUAACUAAGAAGAUAGAACACGCAUACAAAUCUAUACAAUUCGAUUCCGUGUCCAUCUCUGCUGUGGACCCUACGUUCUACUCUGAACGCUUCUUGGAGUUCAUCCGGAAGGUGUUCCCCGCGAAUGAAGUAACAAGUCAUCUGCCGAAGAAAGCUUUCUUGACAGAGAGAAUGGGGUUGCCGGCCACCGGACAGAGCAGCAGCAACUAUGAUCUGUCGUUUAAGAUAUUGUUGAUCGGAGAUUCCAGUGUCGGGAAGAGUAGCCUGCUCGUCAGCUUCAUUUCUAAUGGCGUCGACGAUCCUGCGCCCACCAUUGGUGUUGAUUUCAAGAUCAAGAUUCUCACAGUUGGUGGAAAGAAACUGAAACUCACAAUAUGGGACACAGCUGGACAGGAGAGGUUCAGGACAUUGACAACCUCGUACUACAGAGGUGCUCAGGGGAUCAUUCUUGUUUAUGAUGUGACAAGGAGAGAGACCUUCCUUAAUCUGUCUGAUAUUUGGGCAAAAGAGAUAGAGCUUUACUCCACUAAUCAGGAUUGUGUGAAAAUACUCGUCGGGAACAAAGUUGACAAAGAAUCUGAAAGAGUUGUGAGCAGUGAAGAAGGUGCAUCUCUGGCAAAUGAACUUGGAUGUCUAUUUCUUGAAUGCAGUGCUAAGACUAGAGAGAAUGUGGAAAAUUGCUUUGAAGAACUUGCAUUAAAGAUAAUGGAAGUGCCUAGUCUUUUGGAACAAGGAUCUAACAUAGGGAAGAGGAAUAUCUUAAAGCAGAAAGAGGAACAGCAGACACAAACUGGGAGUGGCUGUUGCUCAUAAAGAUUCCUUAACAAUUUGUGAAUAAAGUAAAUAAUGAUUUGGUUUUCUGUA